Messenger RNA from Dipodomys spectabilis (banner-tailed kangaroo rat), 1601 nucleotides. RefSeq names its product complement C3a receptor 1 (gene C3ar1). The coding region runs from base 76 to 1290 and encodes 404 amino acids. Gene Ontology annotation, cellular component: plasma membrane. Gene Ontology annotation, molecular function: G protein-coupled receptor activity; complement component C5a receptor activity; complement component C3a receptor activity. The transcript has 2 exons. Gene Ontology annotation, biological process: complement receptor mediated signaling pathway; chemotaxis; positive regulation of cytosolic calcium ion concentration. NCBI's taxonomy places the organism in Eukaryota, Metazoa, Chordata, Mammalia, Rodentia, Heteromyidae. The record is from RefSeq and is a predicted model, not a curated record.
CAAGCAGAGACCCAGGAACAAUCCAGAAAGAGCCCGGGCCUUUUCUUAAGAGGGGAAUAGAGAGGUGGCCGCAGCAUGGAGUUCAACCACACGGACUGGAGCCACGACCCCAGACAGGCUUCGUUCAGCCCCGUGGUGAUCGUGUCCGUGGUCAUCCUGGGCCUCACGUGCUUGCUGGGCCUGCCCGGGAACGGGCUGGUGCUGUGGGUGGCUGGCUUUAAGAUGCGGCGGACGGUGAACACCGUGUGGUUUCUGCACCUCACGCUGGCCGACCUCCUCUGCUGCGUGUCCCUGCCCUUCAACCUGGCCUACGUCCUCCAGGGCCGCUGGCCCUUCGGCUGGCUUCUGUGCAAGCUCAUCCCGUCGGCCGUCAUCUUGAACAUGUUCGCCAGCGUCUUCCUGCUCACCGCCAUCAGCAUCGACCGCUGCCUCGUGGUCCUCAAACCCAUCUGGUGUCAGAACCACCGCCGGGUGGGGACCGCCCGGGCCGUGUGCGGGGGCAUCUGGGCCCUGGCUUUUCUCCUGUGCGUGCCUGUGUUCCUCUACCGCGACACGUUCAUGGAGGACCAGCAGGAGGUGUGUGGCUACAACUACGCUGUCUUCGAUCCCGUGGAUCACGUCUACCCAGUUCCCUUCCCGGACAGCGAAUCUCCGGAUCACCUGGCGGUGGACAGCGAAUCUCUGGAUCACGUGUUCAAUGGGUCCACGGAUUCCAGCCGUCUCCCCCCGAUCCGGCUCCUCCCCGACCAAGAGGAGGCUUUGCUGUCUCCCAAUGCCCUGGAGGAGUAUCCCUACCUGCCCGACUACGUCUUUGGGGGGCUGUUCGGGGACGAGGUCCCCACGGAGCUGGUGGUCAUCACGCUCACCAGGCUGGUGCUGGGCUUCGCGCUGCCCGCCAUCAUCAUGGUGGCCUGCUACAGCACCGUGGUGAUCAAGACAAGACGAAGCCUCUUCUCCACGUGUCCCAAGAAGACGUUCAAGGUCGCUGUGGUCAUCGUGAUCGUCUUCCUGGUCUGCUGGGUGCCCUACCACGUCGUCGGGGUGCUGUUCCUGUUCAAGGAGGCCGACCUGCCCGACAGGGAGGCCCUGCUCACCUGGGAUCUCUUCUCCGUGGCCCUGGCCUCGGCCAACAGCUGCUUCAACCCCUUCCUCUACGCCUUCCUGGGGAAAGGCUUCAGGAAGAAGGCGUGCCAGUCCCUGCGGGGGAUCCUGGAGGCGGCCUUCAGCGAGGACCUCACUCCGUCCACCAGCGCCUCCCAGCCCAGAGCCAGCAUGAGCACCGGGGUGUGAGCCCCACCCGGCCCGGAGACGCGGGGCUCCCCCAGGGGGCGGCAUCUGUGGGGACGGCCGCGUGCCGCCGCGCACGCCUGUAAUCCCGGCUCCUCCCGUGUGCUGAGAUCACAGGAUCACCCCCCCCACACACACACACCCCAUGAUGGAAUCCACGCCCCGCACAAGGAACAAGGCCGUGAGACUCUCAGCCAGCACCCCAAAAAAAACCACCCACCAAAAGCCAGCCGUCGAAGGGGUGGUUCACGUGGCCAAGCGCCCAGCCGGCCUGGAGGGCCUGGAGUUCAGGCACGAGGGAAAGAAGGAAAGGA